GUCCGUGUAAGGAGGUUAUUAUGGGAACGUGUAUCCAAAUGCAAUCAAGAAAAUUCAUAAAACCCUCCAUUCCAACUCCUCCAACCCUCCGUCACUAUAAGAUAGGCUUCACCGAUGAAUUUGCUCCAGUUAUGAGUGUUAGUAUUGCUCUCUUCUUCUCCAUCGAUAGCGAUAACAACCCAAAGUUUGUCACCCAACUGGAGAAGUCACUCGAGAAGACCUUAACGCAAUUCUACCCUCUAGCUGGUAGAUAUAUAGAAGAAAUUCACACUGUCGAUUGCAAUGACCAAGGUGCUGAGUUCAUUAGUGCCCAAGUUAACAUCAAACUUCAAGAUUUUCUUGAUUCUGAAUAUAACUCUAACCUUGUCGACAAAUUCAUUGCUUCCAAAGUGCRGGUUUCUGAUCAAGUUACKGACCCGRUACUUGCAAUUCAAGUGACGACGUUUCAGUGUGGAGGUGUAGCACUUGGUGUAAGCAUUUCACAUAGAAUUGUUGAUGCCUCCACUCUCAGUACAUUCCUGAAUGGAUGGGCAACUAUAAGCCGAGAAGAAAAUGAGGCUGGAUUCAUUCAGYUGGGCUUYYACUCAUCCUCUUUGUUUCCUACUUUGGGUCUAACUCCUCUUGAUCCAAGACUUGCUGGGUCAAGAAGAAAUGAUUUACCAAGCAUGAACAAAGUCAUGAAGAAACURUCAUUCAGCGAGACURUSAUAUCAAACAUGAAAGCRAAGGCCAGGCUCAAUGGAAAARCYGRUGACCAUCGAUUGUCAARAGUACARUUGGUAUCGGGGUUGAUAUGGGAAGUUUUCAUGGAUGUUGAUAGAGCGAUACAUAAUUAUUCAAGAGAUUCUGUUCUCAUCCAGACAGUAAAUCUAAGGGGAAAAACUGCAUCCUUAAUACCCCAAAAUUCGUUUGGGAAUCUUUGGGGGCUAUUAAUCACAGAAUGCAAGACUGGUGAAGGGUUGGCAUAUCUUUUAAGAGAAUCUGUUAAGAAUGUCAGAGAUAUCUACUCAAAGGUAUGCCUUGACAGCGAUGAAGGGCAAACAAUGGUUUUGAAUUCCUUCUCACAGAUAACCAACAUUCCUUCAAUGACAGACGUGAUCUGGUUAACUAGUUGGUGUAAGAUUCCUUUUUAUGAUGUGGACUUUGGUUUCGGAAGGCCCGUUUGGGCAAACCACGGGAGCUGGUUUCUAAAAAAUAUGGUAUAUUUAAUGGACGAUGUGGAAGGUAAUGGAGUGGAAGCAGAUGUUUGUGUUGGAACAGAAGUUGUCCCUUAUUUUGAACAAAUUCUGAACUCAAAAGGGUUUGCUAUAGGGAUUUCAGGUGUAUGAUUUCAAAUGUUCUACCUCUCCAGAUGUUGUUUGGCAUGGGAUUCUUCUGUUCUCCAUUUCUAGGUUUCAUUUAGCUACUUAGGCAUCUGUGUUUAUUUGCAUGGUUAAUUUUCUCCCUUUUUUUUUUCUUAGUGUGCUUCUCUACUUAUAAGUAAUAUAAUUCAUCAUUACC
Molecule: messenger RNA, 1500 nt
Organism: Cynara cardunculus var. scolymus (artichoke)
Lineage: Eukaryota; Viridiplantae; Streptophyta; Magnoliopsida; Asterales; Asteraceae
Product: pelargonidin 3-O-(6-caffeoylglucoside) 5-O-(6-O-malonylglucoside) 4'''-malonyltransferase-like
Exons: 1
Coding region: 21-1328 (435 amino acids)
Source: RefSeq, a predicted model, not a curated record